UCUUGGAUGUGUGCUGAGCCCUAGCGGCGCUUUGCGGGAAAAUAGAGAGAGAAGGGGCCUCGUCGAGGAAUCGGAGCUCGAUCGAUCGAGAGACGCUCUGCGUGGGCGGUGCGUGUGGCGUUUCUCGGCCUCUGUACGCCUCGUUCUGGCCUUCUCAACGGGGAAUUGGAGUUGCUGCUCUGCUUUUCGGUGGGAUAGUGGUUUUCGCCACUCCGUUUUUUCUUUUUCACAUUUCAUGUCUCAUCGUGUAAAGCGGGCUCUUCUCGUGUGUGUCUCUUGUGGCGAUUCCUUUUAUAUUUGAGGAGAGCGCAUGAGAAUUCCUUUGUGUGCAUUGUCGACGUGGGUUUUGCGUGGUUGCUGGCUGUUUGGUGUUCGAUCAGGGUUUAAGCUGAAAUGGAGGGGUUCUAGGGUUUAGGGUAUAAGGAGUGGCCAUAGUGGGUUCAGUUUGGGGGAAGAAGAAGAGAGGGAAGGGUAUUGAUGAGAGAGUAGACUAAUUUUCUUAGGGUUGAAGGGUUUUGUAAUCAUUUGCUUGCAUAUGUGAUAUUUGAGAACGAGCCUUGCGCAAGUGCAAAGUAUUUAAGUGCAAUGAGUCGGUUGUGGUCUAACUCGAAUGCGUCCUCUUUAGUUCGAUGCUUUCGGAAUGUUGUGUCUCGCCCUUCUUCUGUAGGUCCCCACUAUGAAUCAUCAAGGUCAAUCCAGCCGGCGUCAAGGUUUUUCGCCAGCGCCGCAGCUGAACCCGAUUACGAUCCUACUGAAGCUAGAACAGCUCCCUCGGAGAAGAUCCAACGGAUUGCGGACGAAAUCUCGACGCUCUCGCUCCUUGAAGUCGUGGAUUUAUCCACUUUGUUGAAGAAGAAAUUAGGGUUGCCAGCAGGCAUGGGAAUGAUGCCUAUGGGUAUGAUGCCACCAGGAAUGGGAAUGCCCGCUGGUGGUGGUGGUGCCCCUGCUGCAGAGGAGAAGAAGCCCGAGAAAACUUCCUUCGAUGUGAAGUUAGACAAAUUUGAUGCAGCUUCUAAAAUCAAAAUUAUCAAGGAAGUGCGCACGUUCACUGCAUUGGGACUGAAAGAGGCCAAGGAACUGGUUGAAAAGGCACCUAUUGUAUUGAAGUCUGGAGUUAGCAAAGAAGAAGCGGAGCAAAUUAUUGAGAAAUUGAAGACCGUAGGAGCUACAGUUACGAUGGAAUAAUACUUUGAUAGGUGCUGUGGCACAUCGCUUGUAAGUUUUUGCAACUUAUAUGAAUUCUGCCUGUGUUUCGGUAUUUCAAUCGCAAGCUAUCUUGCUCACAAGAGGAUUUGCAACGAAGUACUGGGGUUCAGAGUAAUUAUUGAGUUUA
Physcomitrium patens is the source of this 1333-nucleotide messenger RNA. RefSeq lists its product as uncharacterized. NCBI's taxonomy places the organism in Eukaryota, Viridiplantae, Streptophyta, Bryopsida, Funariales, Funariaceae. Gene Ontology annotation, cellular component: ribosome. Gene Ontology annotation, biological process: translation. Gene Ontology annotation, molecular function: structural constituent of ribosome; mRNA binding. The record is from RefSeq and is a predicted model, not a curated record.